Messenger RNA from Penicillium odoratum, 5577 nucleotides. It is a transcript of the gene chsE, whose product is annotated as chitin synthase class Va. Lineage: Eukaryota; Fungi; Ascomycota; Eurotiomycetes; Eurotiales; Aspergillaceae. Gene Ontology annotation, cellular component: myosin complex; cell periphery; cell septum. Bases 1 to 5577 code for a protein of 1858 amino acids. The record is from RefSeq and is a predicted model, not a curated record. Gene Ontology annotation, molecular function: chitin synthase activity; cytoskeletal motor activity; ATP binding. The transcript is spliced from 4 exons.
AUGGCCGGCAACUUGAGCAGCGCCCCGGCGCACGCCCAAUCCUCUCUUCCCUCGCUCCCCGCACAUCUCCAGUCCGACACCCAUCUGACAGCCCACCUGGCUAGUCGGUUCCACGUUGGUUUACCGACAGCCAAUCUCUCGUCCCAGGCAUUGAUCGCUCUAAAUACAUACACCUCGGCUACCAAGGGUCCUGAUGGCACGAAAGAAGGAAGCGCGGCUGGAGAAGCAGAGGAUCUGGCGCGUCGGGCCUUCACUCGUUUGGGAGCGCGUGGAGAGAAUCAAGCAGUGGUGUUUUUAGGUGAGAGUGGUUCGGGAAAAACCACGCUUCGCUCACACUUGCUAUCUUCCUUCCUGUCAUUUUCGUCAACUCCACUCUCCUCGAAACUAUCUUAUGCAGCGUUUGUUUUUGACACAUUGACAACGACCAAAUCCGUGACGACCCCGACAGCUUCCAAGGCUGGUCUCUUUCUCGAACUGCAAUAUGAUGGCGCAUCUUCGGUCAAUCCGACUCUGAUUGGCGGUAAAAUGAUCGACUACCGAUUGGAACGGAGCCGUAUCUCCUCCGUGCCCACAGGCGAACGCAGUUUCCACGUACUCUACUAUCUUUUGGCCGGCACCAGCGCCGCUGAAAAGUCCCACCUUGGAUUUGAUAAUCCUAUUCAUAUUACCACCGGAGGAGGCGCAGUGAGCCAUAAGCGAUGGCGGUAUCUGGGUCACCCAACGCAGUUGAAGGUUGGAGUCAAUGAUAGCGAAGGUUUCCAGCACUUUAAAACCGCUCUCCGAAAGCUCGAGUUCUCUCGUGGUGAGAUUGCCGAGAUUUGCCAGAUUCUUGCUUCCAUCCUCCACAUUGGACAGUUAGAGUUCGUUUCCGGUCAAUCAACCACCACAUAUGCCGAAGAAAGCGGCGGUUAUUCCCACGAAGGUGGUGAGACUGUGACUGUAGUCAAGAACAAGGAUGUUCUUGACAAUGUGGCGGCAUUCCUGGGUCUCCCCGUUGAAGCGUUGGAGAAUAGCCUGGGUUACAAGACUAAAUCUAUCCAGCGUGAGCGUGUGACUGUCAUGCUGGAUCCGAAGGGUGCUCGACAGAAUGCCGAUGCGCUUGCACGCACCAUCUACUCGCUUUUGGUCACCUACGUGAUUGAAACCGUGAACCAGAAGAUCUGCGCCGCCGAGGAUAGUGUGGCCAAUACCGUUUCGAUCGUCGAUUUCCCCGGUUUCGCUCAAUCCCCAGCUACUGGCUCCACCCUGGAUCAACUUCUCAGCAAUGCGGCAACCGAGUCUUUGUACAACUACUGCCUGCAGUCUUUCUUUGAUCGUAAAGCCGAUGUAUUGGACCGCGAAGAGAUUUCGGUGGCUGCGACGAGCUACUUCGAUAACACCGACACCGUCCGCGGCCUUUUGAAGCAUGGCAAUGGAUUGCUGAGUAUUCUAGAUGACCAGACACGUCGCGGUCGUACCGACAGUCAGUUCUUGGAGAGCGUUCGGAGGCGAUUCGAGAACAAAAACCCGGCAAUCUCCGUGGGCAAUUCCAGCACGCCUGGCUAUAUGUCACAAUCCCGAAGUGCGUUCACCGUCAAACAUUUUGCGGGCGAAGUAGACUACUCUACUGCUGGUCUGCUUGAGGAGAACGGCGAGGUGAUCUCGGGGGACUUAAUGAACCUGAUGCAGUCUACCCGAAGUGAUUUUGUUCGCGAGCUAUUUGGCCAAGAAGCGUUGCAGACGACCUCCCACCCCCGGGAGAAGACAGCUAUCAUGCAAGCCCAGGUAUCUUCAAAGCCGCUCCGAAUGCCGAGUAUGGCUAGACGCAAGAUCAACCAACAGGCGCGUCUUGCGGCUGCGGAAAAUGUAUUUGGUGCCGACAAUGAAGAGGUCGGAGAUAACGACAGCCAAGAAACGAGUUCCAGGCGCGAUGCCUCCAGCCGAAGGAACGCACUUCUGAAUGGUCCAGCACAAGGAGCGGCUGGUCAGUUCUUAUCAGGACUGGAGAUUAUCAACAAAUGUCUGAGUGCACCAAAUCUGAACCCGUACUUUGUGAUAUGUCUUAAACCCAACGAUCGCCGCAUCGCAAAUCAAUUUGACAGCAAAUGCGUACGGAUGCAAGUCCAAACCUUUGGUGUCGCAGAGAUUAGCCAGCGGUUAAGAAAUUCGGACUUUAGCGUUUUUCUUCCAUUUGCCGAAUUCCUGGGCUUGGCUGAGAUUGGCAAUGUUGUUGUCGGAAGCGACAAAGAAAAGUCGGAAGUCAUAUUGGAUGAACGACGAUGGCCUGGCAAUGAGGCCCGUGUGGGCAGCACCGGUGUCUUCUUGAGUGAGCGAUGCUGGGCGGAUCUUGCUAAGGUCGGGGAACGUGUGGUCCCUUCGUUUAAGAUAGGUGGCCCCGAUGCAGGCGAGGGGGUCUACGCAGAUGCCAGUGGCAACCCGGACUCCAAGGUUCGUCUCCUCAACCCAGCCGACCAGUCUCCGGGUGCCUAUAUCUACGGAGACGAAGCAAAGCAAGGCUACUUUGGAAGCCGUGAAUUGGAUGGUCGUUCUGAAGCAGGCGGUUCGGCCUUCAAUGCUGGCGAUAUGUUCCGAAAUCUCGAGACCCGAGAGCAGAUGUUGCAAAAAGGUAACGAGAAGAACAUGGAGGAGGUGGACGACCUACCCGUCUCCGGCUCCCGCAAGCGUUGGAUGUUCCUCGUCUGGAUGCUCACCUUUUUCAUCCCUGACUUCCUCAUCAAGUGGCUUGGUCGUAUGAAACGCAAGGAAGUGCGCGUGGCCUGGCGCGAGAAAUUGGCCAUCAACAUGAUCAUCUGGUUCUGCUGCGGUUGUGCAGUCUUCAUGAUUGUUGGCUUCCCUGGAUUAAUUUGCCCCACACAACAUGUCUACUCCAAAGGAGAACUCUCAAGUCAUAAUGGUAAACAUGGUGCAACAUCAUACAUUGCCAUCUCGGGUGUUGUUUUCAAACUUGGCGAAUUCAUGCCCUCCCACUACCCUAGCAUCGUUCCGGAAAAAUCGCUCAAGGCUUACGCCGGCACCGACGCAAGCGAUCUCUUCCCAAUUCAGGUUUCAGCCUUGUGUCAAGGCGUGGACGGCACGGUGGACCCAAGUGUGCCAUUGGACUAUCGAUCAAACUUGAACACCAGCUCUUCUUCCACAUCUACAGCCACUGGCACGGAUGUCAACUCCAAGUACCACGACUUCCGCUACUGGGUGACAGGCGAUUACCGUCCGGAUUGGUACUACGAACAGAUGGUCAUGCUAAGAGCAAGUUACAAGACAGGUUAUGUCGGUUAUACCGCUAAAUACAUCAAGGAUCUGGCGGACAACGACGAAAAGAUGAUUGUGAGCAUGAACGGCAAAAUUUACGACAUGACCUACUACAUGGCAGGUCCUCGAGUUCCCCGCUUUCCUGAGGGCAAGAACAGAUCAACCAGUGAUAUCAAUACGGACUAUAUGAAUACUCUGAUCACUACUUUGAUUCAAGAGAAAUCGGGGUCCGAUAUCACGAAAUACUGGAACGACCUUGACUUCACCACUGAAAUGCGAGAUCGAAUGCAGUUGUGCAUGGACAACCUGUUCUUUGUCGGGCAUCUUGAUACUCGAAACUCCCCACAGUGUCAAUUUGCGCGUUAUUUCAUCCUGGCGAUCUCAAUCAUGAUUUGCGCAGUCAUCGUCUUCAAAUUUUGUGCUGCUUUGCAGUUUGGGAAGAAAAAUCUGCCCGAGAACUUGGACAAAUUCAUUAUUUGUCAAGUGCCGGCUUAUACAGAGGACGAGGAGUCGCUUCGUCGUGCCAUCGAUUCCAUGGCCCGUAUGAAAUACGAUGACAAGCGCAAACUGUUGCUGAUCAUCUGUGACGGUAUGAUUAUCGGUCAAGGCAACGAUAAGCCUACUCCUCGAAUCGUCCUAGAUAUUCUGGGUGUCCCUGAAAAUCUGGAUCCCGAGCCUCUCAGCUUCGACAGUCUGGGUGAGGGUAUGAAACAGCACAACAUGGGUAAGAUCUACUCUGGCCUCUACGAAGUCCAGGGUCACAUUGUUCCUUUCUUGGUCGUGGUCAAGGUCGGCAAACCCUCUGAGGUAUCCCGCCCUGGUAACCGUGGUAAGCGUGAUUCCCAGAUGGUGCUUAUGCGAUUCCUGAACCGGGUUCACUACAACCUACCCAUGAGUCCCAUGGAGCUUGAGAUGCAUCAUCAGAUCCGCAACAUCAUCGGAGUCAAUCCCACUUUCUACGAGUUUAUCCUACAAGUGGACGCUGAUACAGUUGUUGCACCCGAUGCUGCUACCCGAUUCGUUUCAUCUUUCUUAGCUGAUACUCGUCUCAUCGGUGUCUGUGGAGAGACUUCCUUGUCCAAUGCCAAAACAUCCAUGGUCACCAUGAUCCAGGUUUACGAGUACUACAUUUCUCAUAACUUGAUCAAGGCAUUCGAAAGUCUCUUUGGGUCCGUGACUUGUUUGCCGGGUUGUUUCACCAUGUACCGCGUACGCUCCUCAGAAAGUGGCAAACCGUUGUUCGUCAGCUCGGAGAUUAUCGAGGCCUACUCAGAGAUUCGUGUGGAUACCCUCCACAUGAAAAACCUGCUUCACCUAGGUGAGGAUCGAUACCUGACCACGCUACUGAUGAAGCACCAUCCCAAGUUUAAGACGAAGUACAUCUUCCGUGCCCACGCUUGGACCGUGGCUCCGGAGAGCUUUGCUGUCUUCUUGUCCCAGCGUCGCCGAUGGAUUAACUCAACUGUACACAACCUGAUUGAGCUAGUUCCGCUGCAACAGCUGUGUGGUUUCUGCUGUUUCAGUAUGCGGUUCAUCGUUUUCAUCGAUCUGCUGAGUACCGUUAUCCAACCCGUCACUGUCGCCUACAUCGUUUAUCUGAUUGUCUAUAUGGUCGAGGACACCUCGUCGAUCCCAUGGACAUCUUUCGUUCUCCUGGGUGUGAUUUACGGUCUACAGGCCCUCAUUUUCAUCCUCCGACGCAAAUGGGAGAUGAUUGGCUGGAUGCUCAUCUACAUCCUCGCCAUUCCCGUCUUCACCCUUGCUCUCCCUCUGUACUCUUUCUGGCACAUGGACGACUUCAGUUGGGGUAACACGCGUAUCAUCACAGGAGAAAAGGGUCGCAAGGUCAUCAUCUCCGACGAAGGCAAAUUCGACCCCGACUCCAUUCCAAAGAAGCGCUGGGAAGAUUACCAGGUCGAGUUGUGGGAGGCACAAACUUCGCGCGACGACCGCUCCGAGAUAUCGGGUAUUUCCUAUGGCACUAAGGCGCACGCCUUCCCGCCUCAUUCCGAAUAUGGAUUCCCCGGUUCCCGGCCUGUUUCCCAAAUGGAUCUGCCGCUACUUAACUCGGGAUCGCGUCUUUCCGUCGCGCCAUCUGAUAUGCUCAGUCGCCAUAUGGAUAUGGAUAUGGGCAUGGAGGAUUUGAGCCACCUGCCCAGCGACGAUGCUCUCUUGACUGAGAUCCGGGAGAUUCUGAGCACGGCAGAUCUGAUGAGCGUGACAAAGAAGAGUAUCAAGCAAGAGCUUGAGCGACGCUUCGGUGUUAACCUUGACCUCAAACGCCCGUACAUCAACUCUGCUACCGAAGCCGUCCUUUCAGGUCUUCUCUAA